UGUUGUUCAUCUUCACUCUGUUCCGCCCGCUCGCCAGACCAGGACUCUGUUUUAUGUUUGCUUCGUUCCUGCAAGGAGUACACAUGAACCAGCCAGAUGGACCACGUGGACAAAGGUGUGAUUACUCUGUGGGAGUACCUGAGACAGGAAGCGGAGAAGAGCUCUCGUCAGGCUGCAGAGAGGAAGGGCAUUGGAGAGCAGGAGCAUUGAGACACAGUGUGCUCCAUUCACCGGUGAUGAGGCUCCUGGAGUAUUUAAGCAGGAGGCAGCCAGCAUUAUAUCAUGUUGGUUACUACCUGGAUGUUACCCAGGCUGGCCACCAAUGGAUUUUGCUCAUGAGACCUCGUUCCAAGUUUCUCACGGAUGGAUCUACAAACUGGUGUCUCGCUAACGCUGUGCUGCUGGAUUUCUUCCUGCUGAUCUUUUCCUGGGUUCGACCUCCGAUCCUGCCUCCACAAAACCUGUCCACCCUCGACCGCUCCACUCGUGCCCACCAUACAAUCCUCCAAACACCAUUUACGUCCAAGGGACUAAGUAUCUUGGCAGAAUUCACCUCCGUAGUCCCACGCCGUUUCCUCCGGCCCGACUCCCUCUCCUCCUGGCGGUUUGUCAACAACCAACUACUUUGCCUACUGUGCCAAGACCGUACUUACUUCUGUGCUUUCAAUAAAUCUGUAAAACACUUCCUGGUUUCAUUUGAGCGUUUACUGCAUGUGGGUCAGAACUAUCCGAUUUUACACAGUCUAGCUCUGCCUUAUUUAACCAAGCUUCUCCACCACUACACUCCCGCUCGGUCACUUCGUUCCACUGACCAGCUGCUUCUGGUCAUUCCCAGUUCCAAGCGGAAGCUUAGAGGGGAUAGAGCCUAG
Messenger RNA from Girardinichthys multiradiatus, 869 nucleotides. RefSeq lists its product as uncharacterized. NCBI's taxonomy places the organism in Eukaryota, Metazoa, Chordata, Actinopteri, Cyprinodontiformes, Goodeidae. The coding region runs from base 54 to 869 and encodes 271 amino acids. The record is from RefSeq and is a predicted model, not a curated record. The transcript is spliced from 6 exons.